Pestalotiopsis fici W106-1 is the source of this 1095-nucleotide messenger RNA. RefSeq lists its product as uncharacterized. Bases 1 to 1095 code for a protein of 364 amino acids. The transcript is spliced from 3 exons. The record is from RefSeq and is a predicted model, not a curated record. NCBI's taxonomy places the organism in Eukaryota, Fungi, Ascomycota, Sordariomycetes, Amphisphaeriales, Sporocadaceae.
AUGGCCGAGACAACCCAAAGCCACGCCUUUCCAUCCGGAUCCGUGGCCAAGUUGAGCAUCAUCGAGACGAAAGCCAGGAUUGGAAACAUUCCCAUUUCUGCUUUCUUUGGACCACCACUCGACGGCUACGAGCGCCUGGCACUCAUGCCUGCAUGGUCUUUUCUUGUUGAAAGUUCAACGGGGAGAAGGAUUGUCUUUGACCUGGCCAUGAAUAACAACCCGGAAACGGUCACACCAGGGGUAGAGAAGGAGAUUGCUAGCGUGGAAGCGACUGUAGAGAUUCCCAAGACCGUGGCUCAAGUACUGAGUGAAGGGGGCGUCUCUCUCAAAUCCAUUGAGAGCAUCGUCUGGAGCCAUUGGCAUAUUGACCAUGUUGGUGAUCCUUCUACCUUUCCCGAUACCCCCGAGAUUGUAGUUGGUCCCGGCGCAAAGGAAGCUAUCCUACCCACCUACCCUGAGAAUGAGGACUCUCAGUUCCACGAGAAAAUGAUGAAAGGCAAAACCCUACGCGAAGUCGUCUUUGACGGGUCACUCAAGUUUUACGACUUCGACGCUGUCGACUUUUUCGGCGAUGGCUCCUUUUACCUCAUUGACCUGCCCGGCCACGCUCUGGGCCACAUUGGUGGCGUCGUACGCACAACCACGAACCCCGACACCUUUGCCGUGCUGAGCGGCGACCUCUACCACAUUGCCGGCGAGCUGCGGCCCAAUGUGCAGAAGCCCCUGCCGGCACACAUAUCGCUUGCUCCACCGCGCGGGAAUACAGACGCGAAGGAGUCGACUGUAUAUCCCCGCUCUGCCUUGGAGAGACUACAAACAGCGCGUGGCCGCGACGUCGAUGAGCCCUUCUUUGAAGUGGUGUCUGCCGUGGCACACGAUGCUGCUCUCGCGAAUGAGAUGCUCAAGAAAGCGCAGAUUCCAGAUGCUCUAGAAAAUAUCCUAUUUCUGGCAGCUCAUGAUGACGCGCUGAUUGAUGUGGCCAAUUUCUUCCCAGACACUGCCAACAACUGGAAAGAACUUGGUUGGAAGAAAAGGCUUGAAUGGGCGUUUUUGACUCAUUUCGCACCAUCGAUUCAGAGCCAAGUAGGGGCUUAG